This is a messenger RNA of Misgurnus anguillicaudatus (oriental weatherfish), 2183 nucleotides long. Lineage: Eukaryota; Metazoa; Chordata; Actinopteri; Cypriniformes; Cobitidae. The record is from RefSeq and is a predicted model, not a curated record.
GCCGGCGUGUCCAUGAGACAGGUCUCCCGGCAUGCUGUUGUGCACACAGAUGCCUCCGACACGGGCUGGGGAGCCACGUACGACGAGCUCACGGCUUUGGGGGUGUGGACAGCACCCCAGUUGCAUUGGCAUAUCAAUUGCCGCGAGUUAUGGGCAGUAUAUCUGGGACUCGUACGCUUCGCUCAGGAGCUGCGAGGGAAGGAUGUACUAGUGCGCUCAGACAACACUGCGACUGUAGCGUAUAUCAACCGUCAAGGCGGUUUGCGCUCUCGUCACCUGUCGCAUCUCGCUCGUCAUCUCCUCCUUUGGAGUCAGAAGCAUCUGAGGUCCCUUCGUGCCAUUUACAUCCCGGGUACGCUCAAUACAGCGGCAGACGCGCUUUCCCGAGCGGCGCGCCCCGGCGAAUGGCGACUCCACCCCCAGACGGUCCAGCUGAUUUGGAGGAAAUUCGGUCGAGCGCAGAUAGACCUAUUUGCGUCACCGGACAAUACCCAUUGUCGCCUGUUUUAUUCACUAACCGAGGGCAGCCUCGGCGUGGAUGCGUUGGCACACAGCUGGCCGCGGGGCAUGCGCAAAUAUGCGUUCCCCCCAGUGAGUUUAAGUGAUUUGCCCCAGGCGGUAUCUAACACUAUUGACGCGGCACGAGCUCCGUCUACGAGACGGGCUUACGCGUUAAAAUGGAACCUUUUCGUCACCUGGUGCUCUUCGCAACGCGAGGACCCCAGAGAAUGCCCUAUUAACAUUGUGCUUUUAUAUCUUCAACAUAGAUUAGAUGGUAGGCUGUCACCGUCCACUAUUAAAGUUGAUAUCGCCGCUAUAUCUGCGCAUCACUCACUUAUUAACGGCAGAUCAGUGGGCCAGCAUGAUUUGGUUAUUAGAUUCCUGAGAGGCGCUCGCAGGCUAAACCCCUCGCGCCCCCCUUCUAUUCCUCCCUGGGACUUGUCCAUGGUGCUGAAAGCGCUACAGAGUCCUCCGUUCGAGCCUUUGCAGUCUGCGAGUCUGAAGCUUCUAUCAAUGAAGGCUCUGACCCUACUAGCAUUGGCCUCGGUGAAGAGAAUAGGGGAUUUACAUGCAUUCUCUGUUGACGAUUCGUGCCUUCAGUUUGGUCCUUCUGUCUCGAGCGUGACCUUGAGACCCAGACCAGGCUACGUGCCCAAAGUUCCCACUACUCCCUUUAGAGAUCAAGUGGUGAGCUUGCAAGCAUUGCCUUUGGAGCAGGCAAACCCAACCGAGGCUUUGUUGUGCCCUGUACGCGCACUGCGAUUCUACGUGGACCGCACGCAAAGUUUCAGGACCUCAGACCAGCUCUUUGUUUGUUAUGGUGGCCAGCAGAAAGGGAAAGCUGUCACUAAGCAGAGGAUGUCUCAUUGGAUAGUUGAUACUAUCGCCCUAGCUUACAAUUUGCAGGGCAUUCCUUGCCCCUUUAAUUUGAGAGCGCACUCCACUCGGAGUGUUGCCUCAUCUUGGGCAUUAGCUCGUGGUUCCUCGCUAACAGACAUCUGUAGAGCUGCUGGUUGGGCGACACCUAAUACGUUCAUUAGAUUUUACAAUGUUCGUAUCGAGCCUGUAUCCUCUCGUGUUCUGUCCUCACCAGGGAGGACACGGAGAGCAGACUCGCAAGUCGGCUUGCAGCCUCCGACUGAGGCUCCAAAUUGAGUUUUCAGUAUGGAAGGCUAACAGAGCAAAAAUGCGUAAUGGUUUGAUUUGCUCUCUCCACUGCCUUGACAGCCUUUGUUGCGGAGCAUUGGCUGUCAGCCUUUCACUAGCUGUAUUCUUACGAACCUACGUGUUUGGCCAGGGCCCCACAUUGUGUCCCAACGGGUUCCUUUGUGAGUAUUAUUCCGUGGGGUUAAUCCUACCAGCCCACGUUUCCCUUAGCAGAGCACUGCUUUGCUUACACAGCCACGGCUGUCAUUUUUACCUCAACUACGGUUGACUUCGCCCACCAAUAGCCCUUAACGGGGCGGUGGCUUCCGCAGCGUUCCUAUUCCGCUCUGGUAGGGCGCUUCCCAGUCGCUGGCACUACUGUGGGUUAAAGGAACAUCUAGUGCCCGGCCUUCUGCCUUAAAACCUAAUUCUCCUAUCCUUAAGUGGAACCGGAGGGCUUUAUGCAGACACUGGAAGAGGUCAGCCCCUAGUGGCGUUUUAGUAGGGUUUCCCAAUUCGUCGGUCACGACGUGACG